This is a messenger RNA of Anastrepha obliqua, 11755 nucleotides long. RefSeq names its product F-actin-monooxygenase Mical (gene Mical). Gene Ontology annotation, molecular function: protein binding. Bases 523 to 10113 code for a protein of 3196 amino acids. The record is from RefSeq and is a predicted model, not a curated record. Lineage: Eukaryota; Metazoa; Arthropoda; Insecta; Diptera; Tephritidae. The transcript has 24 exons.
AAACGGCACAGUUGACGGGUUUUGGUGAGCGCAAAAUAAAUAAUUCUGGUUUCAGAAAUAAAAAUAAACUUGGAGUAGAAACGCCUUAAAUCGUUUAAUAAUAAAUUAAAUGUUCAUAAUAAAUUGAAGUUGUAGCGUGCAAAAUUGUGAUUCAACUGAUGUGCAAUUAAGCGAAGAAAUAGUUACGAAACAAAGCGAAUAUAAGAAAGUGUAAGAAAAGAAAAAUAGGAAUGAAAAUUAGAUUGAAAAUAUGGUGGUAACCGGAGAAAAUCCAAAUAAGUUAAUUGAAUUCGAAUAUACGAGUUCUCUGUUGCACAACAGAGUAAACUAAACGAAAAAUAGCUUAAGGAUAAAAAACAAAAACGUGUGGAAAAUAUCGAGAAGUAUUUCCGAAAAAUUUUGAAAUAAAGCAAUAUUCAAAUAACGGUUCACCAACACAAAUGGUUUAGAAAGUAUACCAAAUAUUUUUUAACAUUAUUUUUGAGAUUACACAUGGUUUUUCAGGAAAUUGGCUGAAUAAUCAUGAGUCGUCCUUCACAGCAACGCACAAUGCAGCAGCCAAAGGCGCCGAAGCAACACCUUACAGAGCAGGAGGCCAUCGCCGCCUCCGAGCUCUUCGAUCUCUUUUGUGUCGCAACGACAAUGCGACAGAUUUUAGGUUUACAUCGUGACAUGUGCGACAUACUCGGCUUGCGGUCAGCCCCGAUCAACGAAUUCUAUCCCAUGUUGAAAGCGAAAAUUCGUUCGUGGAAAGCGCAGGCGCUAUGGAAAAAAUUCGAUGCACGAGCGGCUCAUCGUGUAUAUGCGAAAGGAACAGCGUGCAAUGGUACGCAUGUGCUAGUCAUUGGCGCAGGUCCAUGUGGUCUGCGCACCGCCAUUGAGGCGCAAUUAUUGGGUGCUAAAGUUGUUGUGCUGGAGAAGCGCGAUCGGAUCACACGUAACAAUGUGUUGCACUUAUGGCCAUUCGUGAUCACCGAUCUACGUAAUUUGGGCGCAAAGAAGUUCUAUGGAAAAUUUUGUGCUGGUUCUAUAGAUCACAUAUCUAUUAGACAGUUGCAAAUAAUUUUAAUGAAGGUGGCGCUGCUAUUGGGUGUCGAAAUACACGAGAAUGUGUCCUUUGAGCGGACAAUUGAGCCGAGCGAUGAUGGAUUUGGUUGGCGUGCGGCUGUAACGCCAGCGGAUCAUGUAGUUUCAUACUAUGAAUUCGAUGUUUUAAUCGGAGCCGAUGGUAAACGCAACACACUAGAAGGCUUUAAACGAAAAGAGUUUCGUGGAAAACUUGCUAUUGCAAUUACGGCCAAUUUUAUAAAUAAGAAAACCGAGGCGGAGGCUAAAGCGGAGGAGAUAAGUGGUGUGGCUUUUAUAUUUAAUCAGUCAUUCUUCAAGGAGCUUUACGAGAAAACGGGUAUAGAUUUGGAGAAUAUCGUAUACUACAAGGACGAAACACAUUACUUUGUUAUGACUGCGAAGAAGCACAGCCUCAUCGACAAGGGUGUGAUUUUACAGGAUUUCUCCGAUCCUGCGGAAUUGCUCGCGCCAGCCAACGUUAGCGCCGACAAGCUGCUCGAUUAUGCACGUGAAGCGGCCGAAUUCUCCACAAAGUACCAAAUGCCAAAUCUUGAGUUCGCUGUUAAUCACUAUGGCAAACCGGACGUGGCCAUGUUUGAUUUCACAUCCAUGUUCGCCGCUGAGGCGUCAUGCCGUGUGAUUGUGCGCCACGGUUAUCGUUUGUUACAGUGUUUAGUGGGUGAUAGCUUGCUGGAGCCUUUCUGGCCCACUGGAUCAGGUUGUGCUCGCGGCUUUCUCUCUAGCAUGGAUGCUGCAUAUGCAACCAAAUUGUGGUCGAAUACACGUAAUAGUAUUCUGGGUGUUGUGGCGCAACGUGAAAGUAUUUAUAGGCUCCUCAACCAGACCACGCCUGAAAAUUUGCAGCGUGACACAGGCUCCUAUACUGUUGACCCAGCCUCAAGAUAUCCAAAUCUAAAUCGCACCGCUGUGAACCCGUUUCAGGUGAAAACCCUCGUGGACUCGGAUGAUCCGAAGAUAUUGGAGCAACCGAUUGCCGAAAUUGUCACAACACCAGCGUUGGCUGAGGCGUCAACGGUGUUGCGUAAGCCGCGUCGUAGUGCAGACAUUGUGCCUGAAGCUUUAUUACAUUGGGUUUGUACACAACUACACUUGUACGAUUUUGUUAAGGACAUAAAGGAGCCUGCCGACAUACUUAAGAAUGGAAAAUCACUCUGCGCCUUAAUUAGCCGUUUUCGGCCGGAUUUAAUUGACUAUGCAGCAACACGCGACUUAACCUCUGCUGAACGUAACGAAUUAGCGUUCAGGAUAUUGGAAGCCGAGUAUCAAAUACCACGUAUUAUGACCGGCGAGAGGUCUAUGGAUUUAGAGAAGGUAGAUACGCGACUGUGGUUGCAUUAUUUAAAUCAAGUCCGCGAGGUGUUCCGAGGUGAAGUGCCGUAUCUAAAGCAUCCCAAAAUGGACAUCACAGAAUUGCGCGAAAAGUAUCGUCUCAACAACGCGCAUGCGCAGCCAGACUUUUCGAAAUUGUUGCAACUCUCAACCAAGCCAAAAUACCCGAAAGCCAAGAGUCCCAUCGAAGAUAUGGUCGAUGUGCCGCAAGUGGUGCAACGUCGUUCGGUAUUGGACGAGGAGCGUGUGAAACGUAUACGCAGGCAUGAGCCAGGCGCCGGCGGUCAGACCGCUGCGGGCAACUCACCACUACAAGGUCAAACUGAUACACCACGUCGUGCCAAAAAGAGGAGAAACGCCGAGAAGGCUGCAAAUAUUGAGGAACGUCAGAAGCGACUACAAGAAAUCGAAGAAAAUCGCCAGGACCGUCUAAGCAAACGUCGACAACAACGGUAUCAACAGACGCAGAAUUUUUACAAAAGCUUGCAAAUGUUGCAAGCCAACACGUUGCUGCGCGAAACCGAUGAUCCGACAGCAUUUGAGGACUACUCGCUGUUCGUAUAUCGCCAACAAGCACCGGAAUUCAACGAUCGCGUAAAGGAUUUGGAGCGCAAAUUGCUGUUUCCUGAUCGCAAUCGGGGCGAUAUACCUUCAUCUAUGCCAAGGAAUAAUCCCGAUGAACAGUUUACCGAUCGUAUCAAAUCCAUGGAGCAACGUAUAAGUUCGAAAAACGCUUAUGGCACCGAUAAGAAACCCAAGGACUUGAUGCGUGCCAUCGGCAAGAUCGACAGCAACGAUUGGAAUGUGCGCGAAAUCGAAAAGAAAAUCGAGCAAUCGAAGAGAACAGAAAUACACGGCCCUAAAGGACGUGAGAAAGUGCCGAAAUGGAGUAAAGAGCAAUUUUUGGCUAGACAAAACAAAAUGGCGAAACCGACACGCCAAGAAUCAGUGGAGGAGAAAUUCAAAGAAAUCGAUCAAACGUUGAAAAAUUUGGAUAAACAAUUGAAGGAGGGCUCAAUACUUGAAGUCGGGGAACGUGGCCGCAAUAAGGUUGCAUCGAUUGCUGGGCAAUUCGUGAAGAAAGAUGAUAAACCAAGCGACGAAAAGAAUCCUACCCCCACCACUGGCAAUGUAGUGCCGAAAUCAAGCGCUAAGGUUGCAUUAGCCUUCAAGAAACAAGCGGCUUCCGAAAAAUGCCACUUCUGCAAGCAAAUCGUUUACUUAAUGGAAAAAAUCACCGCUGAAGAUCUUGUAUUUCAUCGUUCGUGUCUAAAGUGUCAUCAUUGUCACACAAACUUACGUCUGGGUGGCUAUGCGUUCGAUCGUGAUGAUCCGAAUGGACGCUUCUACUGCACACAACACUACAGGCUACCUGCGAAGGCUAUUCGGCCUGUAUUGCGGAAGCCAGGACAAAGGAAACCAACGCAGCAACAACAAGCCGCCGCAGCAGUAGUUGCAGCUUCAGAUGUUGCUGUUACAGCGGAUGCUGCAAGUGUUGUCGUGUCUCCUGUGGAUAUGCUCAAAACACCCGAUAAGUUGCGCGGUCCCGCCGACAGCGUUGUACAACUUGAUUUGUUGGAUCGUGGUCAAACACCAGAGCGUAUCGAAUUCGAAAAUACCGAUGCCAUGUCUGAUGGCGAGCCUUCAGAGGAGCAUAUACUCGACGAGCAUGAAUGGUCAGGUCGGAAUUUCUUACCUGAAUCGAAUCAAGAUUCUGAGUCGGAUCUAUCUAGUUCCGAUGACUCCGACACUGAAUCGGAUGCUGAUAUGUUCGAAGAGGCAAAUGACUCACCUUUGGGGGCACAAACUUUGCAGUUGGCCACCGACUGGAUUGGCAAGCAACAUUACUCCGAUAGUGAUGAUUCAGAUGACUUUUACGAUUCGAGUGAAGGCAUUGCGGAUGAUGAUGGUAAAGACGAUACGGAAGGGGAGGAUUUCAAGAAGGCUCGUGAACUGCGUAGAGAAGAAGUGCGCCUACUGCCACUGCCCGCUAAUUUGCCCACUGAUACCGAGACUGAGGUUCAAAGCGAAUCAGAGUCUUCUUCUCCCGAGGAGGUUGAGCUCAAUUCCGCCACGGAAAUAUCUACUGAUUCGGAAUUCGACCAUGAUGAAUUAACUCGUGAUACCCCAAAGAUUUUCAUUGACGACACUCACCUUAGGAAGCCAACGAAAGUUCAAGUAAAAUCUACCGUUAUUGCAUCGACCGCCGGCCAACGACACCACGUACCAUCUACCAAUAAUACGCACAAUUUAAGAGGCAGUUAUCUGCAGAAGUAUCAAGUAAAUCCACCACAACCCCAAUUCAAGCCUCUUGUUCAAGUUGAUCCCACACUCUUAACGAAAACCCGCGCGCCCUUACAAAAUCCGCGUCCAGGCGAUUAUCUUCUGAAUAAAACGGCCAGUACCGAGGGUAUCGCUUCGAAGAAAAGUUUAGAACUUAAAAAACGUUAUCUACUUGGUGAACAGGGCAACGGCAAUAAGAUCCAAAAAUCCGGUUCUACUUCUGUACUCGACUCUCGCAUACGCAGUUUCCAAUCGAAUAUAUCCGAAUGUCAGAAGUUGCUGAAUCCUGGUAGCGGCAUCUCUCCUAGCAUGAAGACUUUUUUGGACCGUACGAAAUUGGGCGAAAACGCAAACAACGAUUUGAUGCGCUCAGCUACCACAAAUAUAUUGAACGAUCUAAAGGUUGAGAUUACCAUACAGAAAGCUUCAUCCACUGCCUCGACAGACAAUGAGAAGGAGAACGUUUUUGUAAAUAGCAAAAAUGAGCUUAAUAAAGGCAUGGAAUAUUCAGAAACUGUUAACGCAGUUGUACUUGAAGCCGCAAACAAAAAAUCGCCUUCAACGCCAACUAACAAUCACACAAUAAUGGGCACAAUAGAUUUAGUUUCGCCGGAUAAAGAAAAGCCUGUGCCAAUCAUAGAUUUAACCAAUGUAGACACACCAACGAGAACAUCGGAAUCGAAUAUCGAUUUCAUCCAGAAUAUAAGAGUUGAUAAUGAUGAGAUGAAAUUUAACUCGCCUGAAAACAAUGAUGCACUACUCACUGCCGAUAGUAAUAAGAUUAUAGAUCUUACCUGCGAAUCACCAGUGAAAAGCGAUAAAACUAUUAUAGAAGAGUUGAAGCCGGAUGUUUCGAAGGAUGUAAAGGAGAGUAUACCUGAUAUAUUGGGGCAUAUUGGUCAGGAAGUCAAACCGGACCGUAAGGUGUCAACAUUGCACCAAACAGAAGAUCAACAACACCUCUUAAGUCACUCUUGCGAUGAGGAGAAAAUGGAUUCACCCGAAAAAUUGGAAGAACAAUUCGAGAAUGAUACAUUGCAAAUACAAGUGCCGAAUAUACCGUGGAGUACACGUAAGACAAACACUAUGUCAUCAACAACGGGUUCUAGUUGCACAUCAAGCUCAUCAAGCAUUGAAGAUAUACAACACUAUAUACUGGAAUCAACGACUAGUCCGGAUACGCAAACCGGUGGCAUGGCAAUUGGUCAUCAAGUGCCACGCGUAGAAAUACAUGACACCUCGGGAACGCUUAUGCAAAUCGAUAGUCUAAUGAUAAUUGAUGGCAAAUAUAUUGGCGAUCCAGAUGAUUUGAAAUACAUGGAAAUACCUGAAGGUGUACUUGUGCCAGAAACGCCUACAGUUAAGACAACGGAGAUUGAGGAUGAGAACGAAGCUGAUAUGGAGCCAGUUACGGCCACACCAGAGCCAGUUGAAUGCACAGUGAUCGAGACCAAUAAAAAUAGGCUUGAUGUAGACGAAGAAUCCGAGCAGACGACGGAGGUAGAGGAAUUAAUACCGCCAUUACCUGAGCGUGGACCGCCGAUUCCUGAGCGUGGACCGCCAAACAUGAAAACAGUCAACCUCAAAUUCGAUACCAAAAAUGAUAAUAAAGUAGAAAGCCUUAAAAAUCUGCCUCUAAUUGUCGACCAAAUUGUGGAGCAUACAAAAGCUGUUAAGCCAAUUACAUUAAAUUUGAAUAGCGCUCAAAUAUCACCAAACACACCCACAACACCAACUGCCGCUAAAGCGAUUGCUAUUUUGCCUCGCACACCAACAUCGCCGCUAGUGGAUAGUGAUAUAACACCCACGGGUGAUUUGAUGUCACGUGGUUCCGAUUCAGAAACCGAACUCACUGGCACUGGCCAAGUUCUGACCGAAACGGAGCUGUCCGAUUGGACGGCAGACGAUUGCAUUUCCGAGAAUUUUGUCGAUAUGGAAUUCGUGCUAAACUCUAACAAGGGUACUAUUAAACGCAAUAAAAAGGAGAAAAAGCGGAUGUCAGUUGCUUCGAAAUUGCCCAGCACAAUUGAAAUGCUCGGAGAGAUAACUAAAACAGCGCCAGUUGCUGAAUUCGAGGGCAUACUGAAGUCGAUUGACAUUGAUGAUAUCGAAUUCAUGGAUACCGGAUCGGAGGGCUCAUGUGCGGAAGCGUAUUCUGCUACCAAUGCAGCGCUGUUGCAUAACUGUGGAUACAUGGAGUUUAUUGAAGCGACGACGCCAAAGCCAAUACCCACGCACAAAACGAAUCCAUCCAUCUACACAAAUAGUAGCCAAAAGCCUUUGGCGACCAAACGCGAUGAGAAACUUGGUAUAGAUUACAUUGAACAGGGUGCAUGUGUCUUGCAAAGUAGCAACCACGACCAUGAUCUGCUUAAGACUCCUGUGAACGAGGAUCCAAAUUUAGUCGCUUCAUUGUCGGAAAAAUCGCAAGCUACUGGUCCGCCAUCACUUAUGACUCAAUCGCUCACCGAUUCAAGCACCUUGAACGAUUUAGAGGACGAUAGCCUCUUUUCAGCAACACCAAAUUCACAAAUUCAGCUUUCGAAUGCCAACACGGCUAAAACUACAACAGAAGAGAGUGAAGCACUGACCGUUGUCACCAGUCCGCUGGAUUCUUCAUCACCAAAGGCGCUAGAUGUGCACAACAGUUCUUAUAUUGGAAGCAAAAUUGCUAUAUUGACGGCUGGUUCUACGCCCAGCAGCUCUGAUAAGAAUCCAAAAACCUCGCAGUCAACGUGCACUACAGCGAGUACUUCUACUGCCUCAUCGAGCAAAGCCACACCUCCGAAUUGCUUGUCACAAGAAAUUCCUGCUCCGUCACUAUUGUUGGGUACCAACACUUCAGCGGUAGGAACCGCAGCACCAACAUCAGCAACUGCGCCCAAGGCGGCACCGCGCAAACCCUCAAAUGAACUAUCGUAUGAGGAGUGCGUACGUGCGUUACAACAGAAGAUUACACAAAUCAGCACUGGUCGUGAUUCAGAUGUACGCAAACAAAAGCGAAAGAGCUCCAAGGGUGAAAUGCCUGUCGGCAAUGUACAAACUGUGAUAGAACCAACACCAUCCAAGCUGCAACUCACCGAAUCGGAGAACACAACUGCAAAUGCAACUGUAACCACAACUGCAACUGCCAGUCCUUCCACAGCGGCUGCACAAAUCCACAAGGUACCUGAAAUUCCUACAUUAACCCGCAAACUAGAAGAGAUCACUAAGGAGCGCACCAAACAGAAGGACCUGAUACAUGACUUGGUCAUGGACAAACUACAAUCGAAGAAGCAAUUGAAUGCCGAAAAGCGUUUGCACCGCAGUCGUCAGCGCACGAUGCUUACAAGUGGUUACGCAAGCGGUUCUAGUCUAAGUCCUACACCGAAACUGGCGGCGGCAACAACGACCAGUGAUACCAAUUGUACCAGCCGUGCACACUAUCACGAAUCUACAGCAGCAACGCCGACUACAGUAAAUGCCACAGAAGAGAGUGUAGCUACUGUGAAUUUAAGAGAAAGCAUCCCGCUGCAAAAGUCUUCGACAUAUGUAUCUGCUUACGGUAUGACAGGCAAUUCCCCGACGCGCAUUAUUGCCUAUCAGCAACGACCAUUUAGCGAACACUUGGACGCUGAACAGUUGGACGCCUUCGAAAGGUAUAAACUGACUAAGACUCCUUCGUUUUCAUAUGUGCUACCCACCCAAUCAAACAAGUCAACACUGAAGGAUGAAAAUGUGUAUAAAUUUGCAGCACCAAUAGCACCGGGGCGUCACAAUCGCACUCAAAAACCUGUGAUAGCCACACAAAGUGUUGACAGCUCAUUUUCGGUAUCGACAGAAAAUUUACGCUCCGAAGCACGUGCACGUGCACGUCUCAAAUCGAACACUGAGCUCGGUCUUAGUCCAGAGGAGAAAAUGCAAUUACUUCGCCAACGACUGCAUCUCGAACAUAUAGAUGCGAAAAAUAGCGUUACUACGCCUUUGCAGUCUCAACCGCCGAGUAAAUCGCCAAAAGAAAUGGAGCAGAACUUACGCGAUCGCCGACUAAGCGCAUCGAAGAGUGUCAACGAUUUAGUAUACAUGGCAAGCAAACCGACUGAACUGUGUACCGAUGUAAAUUCUAACACUAAGUCAGCGACGGGUGUGACUGCCGACUUCACAUCCGACCCCAAUUUACUGCUCUCUUCAACAUCCAUACCAUCCAGCAGUGGCAGCGCCAGCGCUAGCAAUAAAGCGGCAAAAGGCAAAUCUAGUCGUAGACAGAAAGAUCCGGAACGUCGUAAAAGCCUAAUACAAUCAUUGUCCAGCUUCUUUCAUAAGGAGAAGAAGGACACUGGUGGCAACAAUGGUGGUGGUAGCGCAACUAGUGUACUUGGCUCUGCUCAGUCAGAACGUCCGGGAACUAGUGGCAACAAUAGCACAGCAGCUUCGGGUGGCGCUGAUAUGGGUGUAUUUAGUCGCUUCCGUAUAUCUCCGAAAACUAAGGAGAAAUCCAAGUCAUGCUUCGAUGUCAGGACUAUCGGGUUUGGUGACAAGGAUGGCUAUCUCUAUGAAGCCCAGCUACACAACAACGCGAUUACAUCAAACACGAGCUCAUCAAAUACCAAUAUACAUUUGAACACUACACCAACAAAGAGCAGCAACAAAAAGUCAUCAACUGCAGCGCUCUCAUCAUCCAGUCCACAAUUGUUUAUCCACAACAGGCCGAGUUAUGUGGCGAGCCAUGACUUCGAUGAAUCCGCACCACCGCCCAUUCCGCCUUUGCCACUCAAUUACCAGAGAUCCGAUGAUGAGAGAGAUGAGAGUAACGCUACCGAGACGCGUGAGCAGAAGCGGCAGCGUGCCAUAUCGAAGGCUGUUCGACAAGCUGAGCUCAAGCGACUAAGAAUCGCUCAGGAGAUUCAGCGUGAGCAAGAAGAGAUCGAAGUACAAUUGAGGGAGUUGGAGGCGCGUGGCGUACGCAUUGAGAAAGCUUUGCGCGGCGAGAGUGAGCAACAUGCCAGCAAUUUUGAAACACAUACCAAUAUUGGCAGCAAUGAUGAAAAACUACUGAAAGAGCUGCUGGAAAUUUGGCGCAAUAUCAAACAACUUAAAAAGCGUGAUGAAGAACUGGGCAUACGGCAACAGGAACUACAAUUAGAGCAUCGGCAUGCGCAGUUGAAAGAAGAGCUUAACUUGAGAUUAUCUUGCAAUAAAUUAGAUAAGAGCUCCGCCGAUGUGGCAGCAGAGGGUGCAAUACUCAAUGAGAUGUUGGAAAUUGUUGCUAAACGUGCCGCUUUGCGCCCAACUAGCUCUGGUGCCGAACUUUUAACAGCUGCAGACUUAAUGGCGUCAGCGACGGCAGUGUCCGAGGAUGGUAUUAAUUUGAUGGGUAGUGUUGGUGGUGCGCGUGGACCAACAACGCACAUCAACAAUGAAUCAAAUAUUUGAAACAUACGCUUUCAAUGGAGUCUAUUCGCCUCUGAACUUUUUUAUGCAAUUUUAAAUCUAAACAAUUAACACGUUUUAAACAUUUAACCAAAAAACCGAAAAACCAGGCACUUGGGAGAUAUAGUCAAUCUAUUUUGUGCUUUAACAUUUAUUCUUGAUCAAUCUUCUGGCUAAGGACUACAUAUAUUGAGAUAAUCGUAAUGAGCAAAAAACGUUGGAGUCGCAUCAAAUAGCAAUUAUAUAUUAUAAAAUACUAAAUAACUAUACUAGCAGCUAGAUAUAGUCAAUAUUAAUUAAAUAAUUGUAUUUAAAAUUACUAAACCCGAAACGUAAGCAAACAAACAGAAACUAAGAAACAAAAAACUUAUCCGAACUAAGAAAUUUCAACUCGUCAAUACUGGCCUUCAACAAAAUAUACGAAAUCAAUUAUAAAAUGCAUAAACUAAACACAAACACACAAACAAAGGUAGCUGCAGUAAAAAAAAAUAAAGAAAAAAAAUAUUGCUAAAAUUUCAAAGCAAAACUAGGUACAUAAAUAUAUUACAAAAACCAAAAACAAAAACAUUUUAAUGCAGGCCAAUCAAACGUAUAGGCAAGAGAAUUUUACAUACAAUUUGUGUGCACAAUCGAUACUUCGAUACACAUAAGUAUGUACAUAUGUACACCAGUACGCCCAUGCAAAUAUUUUAUUUGUAAAGUUUCAUAAAAAUGCAUAGAAUAGAAUGUGCAUAGCAUACAUUUUGCACACAUGUAUGUAUGUAUAUAUGGUAUAUACAUAUAUAAUCGUCCUUGUAACCAAACACCGAACUAAUCGGCCAAGCCUCUCCUGCUCAUUUAUUUUUAAUACACUUUCUGUAUGUAUUAAUGAUGAUAUUUAUAUAGUUGAGAAUUGUUCGUUCUGAGCAUGUAUGUGUGCAGAACUCUUUUUUUUAUUUUAGUAAGCUUUAUUUCCUUAUGCUCCGAAAUUCCACAACCAAAGCACUCUGUCGUGUGCUGGUUUGAGUUGAGGCACAGUACAAAAUUUGAGCUGUACUCGUCACAAUUAUCAUAAUUGUAUUUUAGUUUGUGUUUGUUUUUUCAGAAUAAUAUGAAAAUAUCCGAUUUGUAAUCACAUUUUAUUUUUGCAACUCGGUAUAUAAAAGAAAAACUCAAAUGUAAUAUAUUUUAUGCGCAAUAUCCCAUAUUUCCUCACACUGCUGUUCGUACAUACACAUUUUUGCAUGCAUGUGUUUGUUUUUUUUUUUCUUGUAUUAUUACUUUGUUAAAUAACUUUUUUUUUAACAUGAAUUAAUUUUAUGUAAUUGGUUAGUGUAAUUUGUCUGUGCAUGUGUGGUUGCCAUUGAGUUGAGAAUUUCACACUCACACCGCCCAUGCACGUUCGAAAACAGUGCAGGCAACACAAAUUCAGCGUAAUCAGCACACAUGAAUGUGAAUGUAUUUUAUAUGGUAUCAGCUAUAAUUAUAAAUAUUAUUGUAAUUACUUUAUUUAUACGCUACAAUAUGCAUUCAUACAUAUAUACUAAAUGUAUAUCGAAUUUACAAAGCAAGUAAAAAUGGAAAACAAAUAUUUACCUACAUUUAUUUUAUUAAAGUAAAGAUCUUUGAUGAUGAGUUAAUUUUAAUAAAGUGAAAUUUCGUUUAA